This is a messenger RNA of Anguilla rostrata (American eel), 2286 nucleotides long. It is a transcript of the gene ctsf, whose product is annotated as cathepsin F. The record is from RefSeq and is a predicted model, not a curated record. Gene Ontology annotation, molecular function: cysteine-type endopeptidase activity; cysteine-type endopeptidase inhibitor activity. Gene Ontology annotation, cellular component: lysosome. NCBI's taxonomy places the organism in Eukaryota, Metazoa, Chordata, Actinopteri, Anguilliformes, Anguillidae. The transcript is spliced from 14 exons. Bases 127 to 1563 code for a protein of 478 amino acids.
GUUGCUUAAGGCUGGGCUUAACGCCAACUUGAUGUAGAUAAAUAGGCUGCUGGAACAUCAACACUACCUCUGAAAAACACAUUGCAGGGGAACAUCAGUAUUCUUACUCUGUUCAGAGACGUCAACAUGGAGAUCAAUUGUCGCCACUGGAACAACGUUUUGUUCAUUGUUACUGUUGCCGUUUUGGGUUUAGUGCAAAGCCAGAAUGAGGGUCCGGACCGUCGUUUAUUUGGAGCACCAGGAUCGCCGGUCCAGUUGUCUGUCUCCGACCCGACUUUACAGAAAGUCGUCAGGUUUGCCGAGGGACGUUACAAUACGGGUUCAAACGGCAUUUACCUCCGCAGAGUUAGUAAAAUCGUAUCAGCCAGUAAACAGCUGGUGAAGGGGGUCAAGUACACUAUUGUGGUGGAACUGGGAAACACAGAAUGUAAGAAGUCUACUGUGUUGGCUGACCCUGCAGUCUGCGAGUUCCAUGCGGACCCCAACAAGCUGAAGACAGAGGUUUGUGUGUUUGAAAUUUGGGACAUCCCAUGGCAGAGAAAGUCCACCAUUCUCAAACAGAAAUGCCAGCCUGCAGCUUCCUCCAAGGAGGCUAACCAAACCGAGGCUCUUCCCCUUUCACCCAGCAUGCCUGAUAAGGAGUCAGUGGGCCUGCUGUCUGCAUUUAAAGAGUUUGUAACCAGAUACAACCGUAGCUACAGCAGCCAGGAAGAGGCGGACAAGCGGCUGCGGGUCUUCCGGGAGAACCUGAAGACGGCUCAGAUCCUGCAGUCUCUGGACCAGGGGUCAGCAGAGUACGGGGUCACCAAGUUCAGUGACCUCACAGAGGAGGAGUUUCGUUCGCUGUAUCUGAACCCCCUCCUGAGCCAGCAGAACCUCCAGCGCUCUCUGAAGCCUGCGGCCCCCGCACGCAACCCAGCUCCCCCCAGCUGGGACUGGAGGGAGCAUGGAGCUGUCGGCACAGUCAAGAACCAGGGAAUGUGUGGGUCGUGCUGGGCCUUCUCAGUUACUGGGAACAUUGAGGGUCAGUGGUUUCUGAAGAGCGGAGAGCUGCUCUCUCUUUCUGAGCAAGAGCUGGUGGACUGUGAUAGGCUGGACCAGGCUUGCGGGGGUGGGCUGCCGUCCAACGCCUAUGAGGCCAUUGAGAAGCUCGGCGGACUGGAGACGGAGACGGACUACACCUACACAGGACACAAGCAGAACUGCGAUUUCUCCACCGGCAAAGUGGCGGCCUAUAUCAACAGCUCUGUGGAGUUGUCCAAAGAUGAGAAUGAAAUUGCUGCGUGGCUGGCAGAGAAUGGACCAGUUUCUGUGGCUCUCAAUGCAUUUGCCAUGCAGUUCUACAGGAAAGGGGUGUCCCACCCCCUGAAGAUCUUCUGCAACCCCUGGAUGAUCGACCAUGCAGUGUUGCUCGUGGGAUAUGGACAUCGUAAUGGGAUCCCGUUCUGGGCCAUUAAGAACAGCUGGGGCGAGGACUAUGGAGAGGAUGGCUAUUACUACCUCUACAGAGGGUCCAGGCUGUGUGGGAUAAACAAGAUGUGCUCCUCUGCUGUGGUGAAUUAAACAACGCCCAUCUGCAGUGAUGGCUCACCAGCACCGCUGGCUGACAUGCAUACAGAUAUAGCUGCAGGCUAGUAAAAGUUCUACCUACUCACUUACAUACCCACUACCAGCCACAAAAGCUGCUGUGUACUGCCUCCCUCCAGAAAAAUCUGGACUCAGAUGUCAGUGGAGGGAUGUUACCAUGAACAACAAGUAAACACUGGAAAGAUAAACAAAACGUUACAGUUUUAAACAGAAAUAUGCUAAAAACAUUUAAAGAAGGGACUAAUUGCUGAUUAAGGAUAGAUUUAAGUAAUUUUACAAUGCUUUGACUAGAAUACAUUUCUUGGUUUAGUGUUCAGGGGAAAAGGAGGAUAUAUUGGAGUGAGUUUAGUCAUAACACAAUUACCAUUUCAUCCAAUGUACAUUAUAUAUUGGCUGUUUUAAUAUCUGUUACUUCUAUAUAACGCACUGUUAAUGUCUUUAGAUGGGCAGACAUUCCUUUUCCGAGAUGUCAAAUUGUAGGCUACUGUGCAAUAUAUUGGGUUUUCGUAGGCCUGUUUAGAUGUGCAAUGUGAAUUCAGUUAUUUAAAGAAAUUAAAAUAAGUGUUUCCUCUGCAUUUGAAAUUAAGUGUCAUAUUAUUGGUUCCCAAACAAAUGUCUGUAGAAAGCACAUUGCAGUGAUUUGCUCUGACUGAAAUCAGUUUUUAUUUUUCUUGGAAUAAAACCCUAUUGUUCCCCCCA